Aricia agestis (brown argus) is the source of this 1825-nucleotide messenger RNA. RefSeq names its product protein charybde-like. The transcript has 3 exons. The record is from RefSeq and is a predicted model, not a curated record. Lineage: Eukaryota; Metazoa; Arthropoda; Insecta; Lepidoptera; Lycaenidae. Gene Ontology annotation, cellular component: cytoplasm. The coding region runs from base 230 to 709 and encodes 159 amino acids. Gene Ontology annotation, biological process: apoptotic process; negative regulation of signal transduction; regulation of TOR signaling.
GACAGCGAUAGGGUCGGGAGGUCGCAGGGCACAGCUAGCCCCUCACAACAGAUCGCAGUCGAUGCGUUGACCGCUCCGUCGAUCUCGACACGGAAGCCGGUAUCGGGCCGGCCGGUGCACUCUCAGUACAAAAGACACUUGUGAUAUUUUUCUAGUAUAAGUUCCGGGGCGGAUCGCUCUCGUCUCUCGUUUUGUAAAAGUGUACAAUAUAAGUAAAAAUUUGGAAAACAUGGAGAUCCUGCCCGUCACCAGCCAGUUUAACGUCGGAUUCAGUGGUGAAAAAGCAUGGACGCCAACCUGGCGGGAAGCGUCGCCGGCGCCCACGGAGGCGGCGCUGGCGGGGCGGCUGGAGCGCGAGCUGAGGGCCGCCAAGGGCGCCAGCGCGCUAGCGGACGCCGAGGUGCUGGUGCCGGCGGAGCUGCUGGCGCGGGCGGCGCGGCAGGCGCUGGCGCUGGCGGAGGGGGAGCCGUGCGGGGCGCGGGGUGCGGCGGUCAUCGUCGACGUCGCCGGCCGCCGCCUCGCCGCGUUCAAGGUGGACCCCAGCACGCUCACCACGCACGAGAUACACCUUCAUCUAGACCACGACGCCACCAACUGGACCAGCCUGCUGCCGCAGUUCUUAAAAAAUUUAACGCGAGGCGGCACCAUCAUCAUCAGCCCCCAGUUCACGAUAGAAAAGAAAAAGUUGUUCCGGAGCCAGACGGAGUGAGCGAGCGAGUGAUAAGAGUCGACUGAUUGCCCUCCUCGAUCUACGUAUCGUUAUUUUAACAAAUAUCAAUAUUAUUAUAUGUAUAUUAAUUAUAUUAUAUUUUUAAUAAGAGAAAAAAAGCACAGCGUGAUAUCUAAGUAUAGAUGUAAUAUAAGCGCCGCCGCGCCCGCGGGCCGCCGUAGUGUUGGGCCGCGCCGUGUCGGCGUCGGCGACGGCGGCGGCGGGCGCGGCGCGUGCGGCGGCGAGCGGCGGCGGGCACCGAUCUCCCCCCUCACCCGCCGGCACCGCCCCGCGCCCGCCCCGCGCGUCGCCCUUGUUCUAUGGGGUGUGAUGAGUGGUUGUGGUGUUGAGUGGCGCGGCGACAUUCGGUGCGCACCGUGAUCUCAUCUGUCGCCGCGUGUGUGAUAUGCCCAGAACGAUUAGUGUUACGUGUUCUCUGUUUCGAGUUCUAUUCUCGAGUUGCGUAGAUGGUGUAAUACUUGUAUGUAAUUGUAUUUAUUAGAGGCGACCCCGCGGGGUCGGAUACGUGUUUUUUGUAAUUGUACUAGUUCGUACGUUUGUUUGUGAUACUACUAUAAAAAAGUUUUAAGAGAUGUAUACUUUAUCUAGAGCGCAUGAGUCGAGACGGCCGCGCGAGCGGAGGCAAUAAGAUGGGCCGAAAGAGAUCUCAGGUUAUAUUAUUAUAGUUGUAAUGAGUAUUAAGUUAUUUAAGUUAAUAUAAAAGAGUAAUUUUGUAAGAUUGUUUUUAUCGGCGCGAAAUCCCGCGCCCGUAGUCCAGUGGGUGAUAAGAUUUUGUACUAACUGUACCUCGACGGGACGUCGUCUCGUUCGAGUCUUAUACGUUCUCUUUAUCCAGUGUAAAGUACAUUCGAAAUGUUACUGCAACCGUUUUAAAUGGAAAUAUAAUAUGUGUCCGUAGGGUCCAGUGUUCUAAACGCACAAUAUUACUAGCAUUAGCUCACUCUCGUCGGAAAUGAUUUUAACUGUAAACUUUUCUAACUAAAAUGUCGACUUAAAAAACUAACAAUAAAUGUAUCAAUUUAUAAUUGAUAUUUAUUUCAUAGGCAGUAAAAAAUUGUAGAAAUUAUAAAAAAAUACAUAGUUUCAAAUAAUGGA